Molecule: messenger RNA, 1873 nt
Organism: Syngnathus acus (greater pipefish)
Lineage: Eukaryota; Metazoa; Chordata; Actinopteri; Syngnathiformes; Syngnathidae
Gene: fuz
Product: fuzzy planar cell polarity protein
Exons: 1
Coding region: 263-1579 (438 amino acids)
Biological process (GO): non-motile cilium assembly; vesicle-mediated transport
Source: RefSeq, a predicted model, not a curated record
UGUUAGUCACUUAAAUGUUGUACAGAGGCUGAGAUCAACCGGAGUCAAAUUCCUUGUUUGGCAUGCACAAACUUGGCUAGUAAAGCUCAUUCUGAUUCCCCAUUAGAAAAAAAACAGAUCAUGAAUAUUUAGAUUGGGGCUUCUUACAGUGGUGUAAAAGGAAUACAAAAGCAGGAUGUUUUUUUUCAGCAAAUAUUGAAUCUCCAAUGUGUGGCAAAUAACUUUUUUUAAUAAAAAUUAAAAAGUAUCGCCCAGCCCUAGCAUGAUGUUCCAGGAGGGGUCCAUACAGCUUGUGUGCCUCACAGCCAGCAGUGGGGUUCCCCUAUUCACAAGGGGGGCCUCCAGGCAGCUCCCCUUCUCAGUCAUUGGUUCCCUCAAUGGCGUUCACAUGUUUGGAAGUGGACAAGGGGUCGUGUUGUCCAGCUGUGAGACUGAGGGUGGCGGGAGAGUAGUGUGGCGAGUCUUUCAGGACAGCGUGAUGCUCAUCGCUGUGAGCGCGAGUCACCAGGCAGGUCAGGGUGCGGACAGCAGCAAAGGGGAGCACCUGCGUCUCCAGCGCCUUCUGGAGAACGUGUGGAGCUGCAUGGUAAUGGUGCUGGGCCAGGAUGAGCUGGUCAACGCCAGGAACCUGGAGCGUCUGAAGAAGGACCUGCGCUCUUGCUUCAGCCUAAUUGACGAGCUGUUGGAGGAGCGGCGCCCUGGCAUCCUGGGCCAGCUGACGCAUUGUGCCGACUGUCUGCUGCCCCCGCAGCCAUCCCUCCUCCAGGAGGCCGUGCAGGGCUUCACCAAAGCCGCCGACAGCGAGUUUGGCUGCCUCCUGAUCCACGGGCGGGUCGCCGCCGCCACAGAGAUGUGGUGGCGCCUGGCCCCUCAGGAAAUAGUUCUGCUCUUGGCUUUAUUGCGGGCCCUUUCUGACUCUGGCGCCGCUUCCUGCGACUACCCGGUGUUUCUCCCUCAGGGCAGCCCCACCGUUGCCCACCGUCUCCUUCGCUUUCAGCUGCUCCCAGGGGCCGACGUGUGCGUGCUGUGUGGCCCCACACCGUCCUUGCAGGGUGCCGAAAGCACCCUUGUGUGCCGCUUCUGGUCACCCCUGACGGACACCCUGAGGAACUGCCUCACCGUUGGCGAACACUGCCUUCCCACAUCUGUCACCUUGCGCCCCGACGUCCUGGCCUUCCUCCUCAUCCACCGCGAGAGCCAUCGCUCCAUCUCCUGCGCGCCCAGCCACUCGUGCGCCCGCCCCCAAAGUGACCCGCCCUCGCCCUCCGAGGCUCGCUGCUGGGAGCUCCUAAAGCUCUUCUACAUUUUCUGCACGACGCGCUACUUCAAGCAGGAGGAAGCCGAGGCUGCCGAGGAGGUGGAGGGGGGCGCCCACCCGGAGAACACAGAGGACUUUGUACGUGGAUUCUCUCACCAGCCACUGAAGUGUUAUUUGGUCACAGAUGAGUGUAAAUGUUUUGCGCUGCAGACACCGCAGCACCAACUCUUUCUUCUAACACCGCUAACGGCACCGACAUUUGCCCUGAACACCAUUGCCGCACAAACUCUCUCAAGUAUCACUGCUGCUACUAGCUUCUAAUGAACUCAUUUCUGACGUCCACCAAAGCCUGAUUAUUUCUGUGAAUUAACAACCUGUAUCAGCUUUGUGAGCACGCCCUUUGGACGCAAGUUUUGUCCAAAAGGCACAGGCGAAUGAAUAAUUGUCACCUCUACAGUUAAAUCAAUUUACAGGGAAGACUUAUUCUGCCUGCAAAGAUGAUCAUGCUUAACAGUAUGUUUAGUAUGGUGGAGAGAUCUACUGUAUAUGAAUGACGAGUAUAUGCUAUGUGAAACUAUGUGAAGAGUAUUAUGAUAAAAACACAGCUAAAAUAUA